AAAUAAUUUUAAGUUAUUUUUAAUGUUUAAUAAAGUUUAGUUAUAGAGUUAAGAAAAUGGGUAAUCAACCAGGAAAAGUACACAGCUCGAGAGACAUUUACAAAAGAUCAUUGAAUGGGAAAAAUUCUAUUGGUAUCCCAUCAGCGCCAAGUAAACCCGAAUUAGUUACCAAUCAUGUAAUAGCUUCCGAUGCUGUCACUAUUCGAUGGUAUUACCCAAAUGAUGAAAAUGUGUUGCUUCAAGGCUAUAUCGUAGAACAUCGAAGAAUCGGAUCACAACAAUGGAUGCGCGCAGUGAACAUUUUAAUACCAAAUAAUGAACUUACCAUUAACGGACUCGAUCCUGGUUGGAAAUACCAAUUCCGAGUAAUUGCUGUAACAUCUUUGGGCAACUCGUAUCCUUCAGAGUAUUCAGAGCCCUUGUCUGUCAUGCUUCAACGAAAGACUACAAGUACUGCUCCUUACUUUGUUACAGAGUUGGAGAAUAAAGAAGUGCUUUUACACAGUCCAGUUGAGUUCAAAGUUGAUUUUAAUGGAAAUCCAUCACCUGAAAUUGUUUGGUUUAAAGAUGGCUUUGAAUUACUCGAUGAUGAGCACAAUAAAAUUUUCGUUGAUUACGAAGCGGGUUGCUCAAUGUUGCAAAUUGACAAUGUUGUUUCGUCAGACGAAGGUGAAUUCAAGUGUUUGGCAACGAAUUCAAUGGGCCAAGCAGAAACUAAUGCAAAACUAAUUAUUGAUGAUCCACCGAAAGUGUUACUUUCCAAAAAUUAUGACGAUGGGCUUUUAGCUGAAGCUGGAGAAGUUUUGCGUUUAAAAGUUGCUAUUGAAGGACGUCCUGCUCCAACUGUUAUAUGGACCCAUAAUAACAGGAUGAUCACAUCUGUGGAUCGCUUUGAAAUUAUAACGACAAAAACAAGUUCAAACCUACGCAUUUCCAAUGUUCAAAGAGAAGAUCGCGGAGAAUAUACAGUCAAAGCAUUGAACCGCAGCGGAGAAGAUUCAAAAUCUUUUCUCGUUACUGUCACUUCAAGACCAAGUUCUCCCGGAAAAGCUAUUGUUUCUAAAUGUAUCGGAAAUUCUGCUACAGUUCACUUUACAGAGCCCGAAGAUGAUGGAGGAUGUACAGUUUGUAAUUACAUUAUUGAAUAUAAUCGAACUGGAUGGGAUGUAUGGUUGAAAGCUAAGACAACGAAGAAUCUCACAGUUACUUUGAAUAACUUGAUCGAAGGUUCAGAAUACAAAUUUCGGGUAAAAGCUGAGAACUUGUAUGGAAUCAGUGAACCUGGAGAAGAAUCCUUUUUGGUAUUUGUGCCUGAUAUUAAUCGAGGAGUUUUCUCUCCGCCUCGCAGUCAUAACACUUCGUCAACAAACCUAUUGGGCAGUCCUGUUUUGAGAAGUAGAUCUGUUAGUAGAGCUGGAAGUAGAUCUGCAAGUGUGACAAGAGAAAAAGUUGACAGUGAAACUUCAACAAGACCUGUUGAAGAAGUUAAAAGUCCUGUGCAAAUCAAAAUCGAAGAACCUGAGGAAACUGAACCUGUUGAAGUUGAGAAACCAGUUGAAGUUGAAAAAUCAGUUGAAAUUGAAAAACCAAUUGAAACCAAUUUCGAUUUUGAAAAUGACAAAACAAGUGAACCUCCUUUCAAGUCGAUUUCAGCGCCAAAUAUAGGUACCACAGUAGAAAACCCUUCGCUGAGACAAACUGUGAGCUCAACCUAUUUAAUGUAUGAAAAAGUGAUGCGCGAUCUUUAUCAAACUUUAGAACAAAGAGAUGAAGCUGAAAAAAGUGAAAGUCCAUUCAGCAAGAAGAAAUUACCUUCAAUUGAAACUUAUAACUAUGAACGUCGACAUACUAUUGCCAAUACAGGAAAAGAUCAUGACAUCGAAAUUAAUGAAGUUGAAGAUCCACAAAAUGACAAUCUUUCGAAUUAUGAAAAAUCAGAAGAAAAUUUAAGAUCUUCGAGCUUUAGUAAUGAAAUUAAUAACAAUACAUGGAGCAACAAUCAAAAUCUAUUUUCUUCAAAAGAAGUUUAUGAUUUAAAAGAUGAUGAAAAAUCAAAUGAAGACUUACGGAGUAUAGUUUCUCCUUAUAAGACACCAAAUAAAGGAGAAGCUGUUUACGUUUUAAAUAAACCGCAACAAUCUGAUCCACAGUUCGUACUAAAACCCAUCUUAAAAGGUUCAGGAAUGAAUAGCAAACUAUCUUCUGCCAAAACUUCAAAGGAAACUUUACCAACAGAAGAACCUAAUUUCAUCAAUAAGAUCAACAGUUCUCCAAUGUAUGCAAAUCAAAACACAGAUCGUUCAGAUCGAAUUCAAGAUUUCAUUAAUACUCGUAAAACUUCUGAUUCCUCAAUUAAGGACCAACGUCAAAUGGAAACCACAGAAGAGAAUAGAACUGUAAUUGAUCAUUAUACAUCAAUUUUGAGUGAUAAGAAAAUCUAUAGAAGAAGUUCAGCUGAUAAAGUCCCGUUAUAUUUAAGACCUUCAAUUGAUGACACAGAAUCUGAACCAGAAGAAGAAAAACACGAAGAUAUACCAAAAGAACAAAGCUUAUCUCCUAUAAAUUGGGAUUACAAGCCAAAAACUGUAUUUGAAAGAGAUUCAUCCCGAAAACCUGUUAGAGAUAAAUUUUCUGCUAAAAUUGUUCUAAAAUCAACAUCUAAAAGCCCGAUUCGUCGGCCAAUUACGUCAGAUCUAAACACAAAUGAAAUCCAUCAAAGAAAAAAUUCUAAACCGAUUAAUGAGAAUUUUGCACAAAAGCCAGAUACGAAAAAGGAAAAAUCGAAUGGUUCUGUAGAAAGUGCAGUUGUUACUAAAAAGCAAGUUAAGAGUAAUUUGUAUUACUUAAUAGAUGUUUGUCUAUUUUUCUUUUCAAUUUAUUUAUAUUUCUUUAAAAAUGAGCUACUUUGCAUACCAAUUCUAUUGCUAUUGGUCUAUCGACAAUUUAAAACAAAGUAAAUUUAAAAAAAAAUAAAAUUUUUUCUUAUGAAUUUGUUAAACUUUUAUCUUAUAAUA
This is a messenger RNA of Culicoides brevitarsis, 3014 nucleotides long. RefSeq names its product titin homolog. The record is from RefSeq and is a predicted model, not a curated record. Bases 57 to 2957 code for a protein of 966 amino acids. The transcript is spliced from 4 exons. Lineage: Eukaryota; Metazoa; Arthropoda; Insecta; Diptera; Ceratopogonidae. Gene Ontology annotation, molecular function: protein binding.